UCAUUUCGUAUAUAAACGCACCCAAUGUGUUACAUAAUAGUUUUCUCAGCGAAAUGAUUACAAUUUGUUGACUUAUUAGAUCGAGACGCUGAACAUCUGUGAUCUAAUAAGUUAUUCCAAUGAUUUGUAUAGCAAGCCAGAGAUUGACAGAGCUAGGUUCGGGUGGAGGCUUCAUCGAAUCGUGUUUUAGUGUCAAAGUAGUGUCAGCAUGCAGACUAGCGUAUGAACACAUUUGCCCCUCUCGACCCAGGUGUAAUGAUGGCACUGUUAACAUUGAUGAGGCUAACCUCGUUAAAAAAUUAUAUUAUACCCGUAAACUGAAUUUUCAUUAAUGUGUAUCAUAUCUCCCUGUAUACUUCCAGUUAUUGACAUAUGUCAAAGGUUCACACCCUGCCCAAGGGUCUCAACCUGUAAUGGGGGUAUCAAUAGCUACGACUGUGUGUGUAACGCUGGAUACACACCCGUUAAGGAUGACAGGACUCCAUUUACCUGUGUGAACAUCGACGAAUGUGCCGGGUCACCCCAAGUGUGUGACAGUAACGCAUUGUGCAACGAUCUAAGUGGCAGGUACUUGUGCACCUGUAUGGAGGGAUUCACCGGCACCGGGACCUCUUGCACAGCCACUGAACCUUGUGCUCUGUCACCUUGUCUAAAUGGAGGCACUUGUACGACUAGCGACGAUGGAGCAUCGUAUGUUUGCACGUGUGCAGAAUCAUACACUGAUGUUCAUUGUAACACUCAAAUGAGGGAGGAAGGACCUCUUGCGGUUUUCACGAACCCGUUGUCUCAGAUGGUAGAUGUAGAGAAGCGGGUCACCUUUUCCUGUUCCAUCCACAACGCGCGAAGGUACAUGUGGUACAAGGACAGUGUCCCCAUCUUGGGCAGUGAGAACAGGUCCCCGUUAGUUAUCAGUCCAGCUCUGGCCGAGGAACAGGGAUACUAUUAUUGCACUGCUGUCGGGGAGGACGGCAAAACUUUGACCACAAAACAAGCUUUGUUGACAGUCAAUGGUGUUGAUAACUAUGUAGUAAUGGCGUCAUUCAACAAGACUUUCAACAGCAGUCUUUUGGAUAGAUCUUCCUUAUACUUUCAGCAGCUCUCAAAGGAAUUAACCAAGUUUAUCCUGACACCUCUCCAGAAUAAUUUUGAAGCCACCGUUGCAGUUGGAGUAAACAUCUUCUCACCUGGAAGCGUGAAUGCACAAUUCGGUGUCUAUGUAUAUAAUGGUUCAGUACCCGAUGGUGAACAACUGUCCAUCAUCAGUUCUACAAUUACAAGCCUUGCUGAGGGGAACCCUAACUUCCUGGACCCAGCCUCUGUUCAAUCAUUUAGUGCAGUGACCUGUGCAGCCGGGGCCUAUAUGACAACAUAUGGCUAUGUGGCCAUGUUUGAUAGUGGUGUCAUCGGAAGCAGAGCUAACUCAACCGAUACAAAAUGCCCUGAUUAUACCGUAAAUCGGGAUCAUCGUAUAGAAGCCAAUUGUUCUGGUGACACUAUUCGAGCUUGUGUUUGGAAACCCGUGAUGAACUGUGGAAGAAACUCGACUGCUGAUGAACUUCUCAUGAUCGUAAAAAAGGUUCGUUACGGUCUUUUCCUGUCAGGAACGUAA
Strongylocentrotus purpuratus (purple sea urchin) is the source of this 1609-nucleotide messenger RNA. RefSeq lists its product as uncharacterized. The coding region runs from base 332 to 1609 and encodes 425 amino acids. The record is from RefSeq and is a predicted model, not a curated record. Gene Ontology annotation, molecular function: calcium ion binding. The transcript has 7 exons. NCBI's taxonomy places the organism in Eukaryota, Metazoa, Echinodermata, Echinoidea, Camarodonta, Strongylocentrotidae.